Molecule: messenger RNA, 4279 nt
Organism: Trichoplusia ni (cabbage looper)
Lineage: Eukaryota; Metazoa; Arthropoda; Insecta; Lepidoptera; Noctuidae
Gene: Psa
Product: puromycin-sensitive aminopeptidase
Exons: 11
Coding region: 129-2978 (949 amino acids)
Biological process (GO): proteolysis; peptide catabolic process
Cellular component (GO): cytoplasm
Molecular function (GO): zinc ion binding; peptide binding; metalloaminopeptidase activity
Source: RefSeq, a predicted model, not a curated record
GUAACACUACUCUAAAACUGUCGGUGGAAGUAAAUAACCUCAAAAUAUAAUUCAAUAUUAUAUGUUUCAUGGACUAAAAGACCUUUGCGCAACUUUCACUUAUUUAAAACUGUAUUUAUUUGUUUUCCAUGACGCUGCAACUACUACGCGUCAUACGUAAUUCAUUAGUAAUUUCAACUAAAAAUUGUUCACAUUUCGGUCGCCAUUGCAAGUUCUUACGUAGCGAAUACCGUUACACGGAGGAGUGGGGACUGAGACGCGCGAGGGGGGCACGUAUCAGCAGCGCCGUUGGAGCGCGAGUUCACUCUGUCACUCGGUCAUUACGGUAUUUCCGUACAGCGCGUCCUACAUUUACGAUCGUGAAAGAAAGAGUGACAAUGCCCGAAAACAAACAGUUUCAGCGUCUCCCAAAAAAUGUGGUGCCAAAACAUUACAAUUUGGAACUGGUACCAAAUCUCGACAAAUUUACAUUCAAGGGAAAAACAGCAGUGAAAGUAUCGAUAUUGAAAUCAACCAAUGAAAUAGUUCUUAACUGUUUGGAUUUGGAACUGACAAGUGUAAAGCUGGAAUACAAUGAUGGUGGUGCUGAUAGCUGUAUCAAUCCAUCCGAAGUACGACUUAAUGCGGCAGACGAAACUGCGACAGUUCUGUUUGGCAAUGCCCUCGCUGAAGGCGAUGCUACGUUGUACUGCGAGUUUAACGGCGAGAUCAAUGACAAGAUGAAGGGUCUCUACCGCAGCAAAUAUCUGACGCCAGGAGGCGAAGAACGUUACGCUGCCGUCACGCAGUUUGAGGCGACGGAUGCUCGUCGAUGUUUUCCUUGCUGGGAUGAGCCUGCAAUCAAAGCCACUUUCGAUAUUACUCUGGAGGUGCCACUGGAUCGUGUAGCCCUAUCUAAUAUGCCUGUUAAGGAGGAGAAAACAAAUGGCGGAAAGAAAAUAGUACAUUAUGAUACAACUCCUAUAAUGUCUACAUAUCUUGUGGCAUUUGUAGUUGGAGAAUAUGACUUUGUGGAGAAAAAGUCUCGUGAUGGUGUAUUAGUAAGAGUUUACACUCCAGUGGGUAAAAGUAAACAGGGAAUGUUUGCUUUAGAAGUGGCAGCUCGAGUGCUUCCCUAUUACAAGGAAUAUUUUGAUAUAGCUUAUCCCCUGCCAAAGAUUGAUUUGAUAGCAAUAGCUGAUUUCUCUGCUGGUGCCAUGGAGAACUGGGGCCUUGUCACUUAUAGAGAGACUUGCCUGCUAGUAGAUGAAGAACACACAUCAGCUGUGAGGAGGCAGUGGAUAGCUCUGGUGGUUGGUCAUGAACUGGCUCACCAGUGGUUUGGAAACCUUGUCACUAUGGAGUGGUGGACUCAUCUUUGGUUGAAUGAAGGCUAUGCAUCUUUUGUUGAGUUUCUUUGUGUUAACCACCUUUUCCCAGAAUAUGACAUUUGGACUCAAUUUGUAACUGAAAAUUAUAUCAGAGCAUUAGAAUUGGACUGUUUAAAGAAUUCUCAUCCUAUUGAAGUCCCUGUAGGUCAUCCAUCAGAAAUUGAUGAAAUAUUUGAUGAUAUAUCAUACAACAAAGGAGCAUCAGUAAUCCGCAUGUUACACAGAUACAUUGGUGAUGAUGAUUUCCGUAAGGGAAUGAACAUUUAUCUCACAAGACAUCAGUACAAGAAUACAUUUACAGAGGAUUUAUGGGCCGCCCUGGAAGAGGCUUCAAACAAGCCAGUUGGAGCAGUUAUGUCUACCUGGACUAAACAAAUGGGCUUCCCUGUUGUAGAGGUGUGCUCAGAACAAAGAGGCUCUGAUAGAGUCUUAAAAUUAUCGCAACAAAAGUUCUGCGCAGAUGGUAGUCAAGGAGGCGAUACACUUUGGAUGGUGCCUAUUACUAUCUCCACACAAGAACAACCUGCUAAGGUUGCACUGUCUACUGUUUUAGAGAAGAGGACACAGGAAGUUGUAUUGAAAGAUGUUUCUGAGAGUUCAUGGGUUAAACUGAACCCUGGCACUGUUGGCUACUACCGUACUCGUUACCCGGCGUCCAUGCUGGGGCAGUUGGUUACGGCGAUACGAGAUGGCUCACUUCCGCCGCUCGACCGUCUCGGUCUUCUUGACGACUGUUUUGCCUUAGUACAAGCUGGGCAUACACAAACAGCCGAGUCCUUGAAACUUAUUGAAGCCUUCAGUGAUGAAACUAACUUCACAGUAUGGUCGUCAAUUUCAAACUGCUUAUCAAAACUAAGUGCCUUAUUCUCGCAUACUCCGCUUGACAAGCCCCUGAAGAACUACGGCCGUAAACUUUUUUCGAAUAUUACACGCCGCUUAGGCUGGGACGCGGAAGAGAAAGAGAGUCACCUUGAUACAUUGCUUAGAAGCUUGGUGCUCAACAAAAUGAUUAGUUUUGAAGAUCCAGAUACAAUUAAGGAAGCUAAGAGCCGUUUCGAAAAGCACUUAUCGGGCGCGUGCAGCCUGCCGGCGGACCUGCGCUCGGCGUGCUACCGCGCGGUGCUGGCGGACGCGGACGAGGCCACGUUCCAGCGCUUCCUGCAGCUGUACCGCGCCGCCGACCUGCACGAGGAGAAGGACCGCAUCAGCCGCGCGCUCGGCGCCGUCAACGACCCCGCGCUGCUCAAACGAGUGCUAGACUUCGCUAUCUCGGACGAAGUUAGGUCUCAAGAUACAGUGUUUGUAAUCGUUUCCGUAGCAGUAAGUAAAAAUGGCCGUAAUCUUGCUUGGCAGUUCUUCAAAGAUCAUUGGCAACAAUUUAUGGACCGUUAUCAGGGUGGGUUUCUACUGGCCCGGUUGGUGAAAUCGACGACGGAGAACUUCGCGUCGGAGACGUGUGCGCAGGAGAUCGAGCAGUUCUUCCGCACGCACCAGUCGCCGGGCACGGAGCGCUCCGUGCAGCAGGCGCUGGAGACCGUGCGCCUCAACGCGGCCUGGCUGCGCCGCGACCUCGCCUCCACCACCGCCUACCUGCAAUCCUACCAUUGACUCCACACCACUACAUCCUUUGUAAACUUGUUUUUAGGCUUAUUUUAUAGGUUUUUAAAUAUCCGCCGCCGAAUUACUGUUUUGUUUUACCAAUUUAAUAGUACAUUAUUUGCAGGACCAAAUGAUACAAGACUGAUAACUACAACGAAAUCAAAUCUACAGUAAUUAUAUUAUCUUGUCUAAUUAUUUUAUGAAGUUUAUCAAAUAGAAAAGAGAGUAUUCUGAAUUAUUUCAGUUUUAUAUUUCAUUAUAAUUAUUUUACUGGUCAAGUUACAUUAUUGGUCAAAAGAUUUAUAGUCAAUUAAAUCUUGUAUGUGUUACAAAUUUUGUUGUAUUAUAUGCAAAAAUAACCAUAAUUCAAAAAAAUCUUCAGUAUUGGUGAAAUUUAAUAAAAUCAAUAUUUUAUUUCCUAUUAAGCCGCAAAACGCAUAUUAUAAUAUCAAAAAUAAUAAAAUUGUUAUCAAGUGGUAUAUCUCCAAUCAUUACUAAUUUGCAUUUUUAUUGCUAAGAGUUACAUAGUGCAUAGAGAUGUUUAAACUCAAUACUGUUGCAAGAAGUGCUAUUUUAUUAUACUUAGAUAUAGCAUAUGUUGUACGUUAACUUAGCUGUAGUUGUGUACUUCUUAUAAAUUUAAUGGCCUUAUGCGUGUAUAACAUUCAAAAUGAAUAACAGGGCAAGAUACAUCUUGCAGGUUGAGCUACUAAUGCUAGCGUGUCAAUCACUUCACUUGUUUUCUUUCAUAUAAAACACGAUGAUUCCAGUUCCAAAAGGCAUGAUUAGAGGCCUAUUUUCUACGUAUAUAUUUUGUAAAUGUGUAUAAAUAUUGUUUUAAUUUAUGUUAAACAUGUAAAAUGUUUUACUUGUGGUGCUGAAUGCAUUUUUUGUUUUGUUUCAGUUUGGUAGGAGUUAGUUUUGAGUUGGUUUCUUUCUUACAGGCAAUUCUAGACACUUAAUCACAUCUUUGUGCAAUCGUUUUAGUAUAAUGAUAACAUUUUCAUAACGUGAUUUAUCAUGGGUUGCACUUUAGCGCGCACUUUUCUUUAAACAGGUAAUAAUUCAUUAGUUGAACAAUCUAAUUUUUAUUGGCUAGAAUAAAUAGACUUCGUUAUUUCCGGUACUGUAUGUGAAGUAAUGGGCGUGCUAAAAUCAUCCCUCAUUAUUUAUUUUGUUGACAUGCAAGCUUAGUCAAAAUUGUGAUUUUGGGGCUAUAACAAUUUUAAAGUUACCAUUAGUGUCGCAUUAUGUUGUCAUCACUGAUUUGUUUUGUAAGACUGUGUUAUCGCAAUAAAUCGUACAAAAUA